Messenger RNA from Cannabis sativa, 1212 nucleotides. Its product is annotated as chlorophyll a-b binding protein 8, chloroplastic. The record is from RefSeq and is a predicted model, not a curated record. The coding region runs from base 140 to 973 and encodes 277 amino acids. Gene Ontology annotation, cellular component: chloroplast thylakoid membrane; plastoglobule. The transcript has 3 exons. NCBI's taxonomy places the organism in Eukaryota, Viridiplantae, Streptophyta, Magnoliopsida, Rosales, Cannabaceae. Gene Ontology annotation, biological process: photosynthesis, light harvesting in photosystem I; response to light stimulus.
ACCCACCAAGAGUUUUAAGUCUCUGUUGGGCCCAUUCUGAGUUUAGAUUCCAUUCUUAACCUUCUUCAUUUCCUUUCCUUUGUUUCUUGACUGAAUUGGCCACAAACCAAAGAAGAAGAAGAAGAAGAAGAAGAAGAAAAUGGCAAGUCAAGCUUUGGUGUCUUCAUCAUCACUAACAUCUUCAGUUGAGGCCACAAGACAAAUAUUGGGAAGCAGAGCAAACCAAUCAUCAUCAUCUUCUUCAAAAAGAUCAGCUUCUUUUGUGGUCAAAGCUGCUUCUACUCCUCCAGUCAAGCAAGGAGCAGAUAGACCAUUGUGGUUUGCUUCCAAACAGAGCCUUUCUUACUUGGAUGGAAGCUUACCAGGUGACUUUGGGUUCGAUCCAUUGGGCCUAUCAGACCCAGAAGGCACAGGUGGGUUCAUCGAGCCCAGAUGGCUAGCCUACGGUGAGGUCAUCAACGGUCGUUUCGCCAUGUUGGGAGCCGCUGGAGCCAUAGCACCUGAGAUAUUCGGUAAGCUUGGUCUAAUCCCAGAAGAAACAGCUCUCCCAUGGUUCAAGACAGGUGUCAUCCCACCAGCUGGUACAUACAGCUAUUGGGCCGACCCAUACACACUUUUCGUUAUGGAAAUGGCACUAAUGGGCUUUGCUGAGCACAGAAGGUUCCAAGAUUGGUACAAUCCUGGGUCCAUGAGCAAACAAUACUUUUUGGGCCUUGAAAAGUACCUUGGUGGAUCUGAUAACCCAGCUUACCCUGGUGGGCCUUUGUUUAACCCACUUGGGUUUGGAAAGGAUGAGAAGUCCAUGAAGGAUUUGAAGCUUAAGGAGAUUAAGAAUGGAAGGUUGGCUAUGUUGGCUAUAUUGGGCUAUUUUAUUCAAGGCCUUGUUACUGGUGUUGGGCCUUACCAGAACUUGUUGGAUCAUCUAGCUGACCCAGUCAACAACAAUGUAUUGACCAGUCUCAAAUUUCAUUAAGAUCAAUGGAAGAUGUUGUAUAAUAUUUUGAGUAGUAACAUCAUCACCUUUUGUUGCUAUGGACAACGAAAACCCUUUUUUGGGGGAUUUGUUUCCUUUCUUCAUCUCAUUGUUACAUUAUGUAAGAAUCUUUUCUAUUUUCCCUUUUCUUUAUCUUUUGUAAUUUUGUAAGAAAUGACUUGUGAAGAAAAAAAAAACAAUGAACUUAGUAUAUAGACAUGCUCAUAUGCUAGCUCAAA